Messenger RNA from Drosophila ananassae, 1106 nucleotides. It is a transcript of the gene Coq5, whose product is annotated as 2-methoxy-6-polyprenyl-1,4-benzoquinol methylase, mitochondrial. The transcript has 3 exons. The record is from RefSeq and is a predicted model, not a curated record. Bases 99 to 1007 code for a protein of 302 amino acids. Gene Ontology annotation, biological process: ubiquinone biosynthetic process. Lineage: Eukaryota; Metazoa; Arthropoda; Insecta; Diptera; Drosophilidae. Gene Ontology annotation, molecular function: methyltransferase activity.
GUGGUGCCAUCUCUAGCCGAUAGGCUUUUGGUUCCAGCUGAGAUCUGUUUUUGUUAUUUCAUAAUAUAGACUUCUGAAAAGCAAUAAUUAGGACCGCCAUGCAGAGCAGCCGCAGCACAAGACUCUUGUACCUGACCAGGCGGCUCCUCCAGCACCGGCCCGCCUCACAGAAGGCAGCGCCAGCGGCUGAGGGAGCACCUGCCGGCUCCGGCACCGGCUCUUCCGGGGAGCAGACCACCCACUUUGGCUUCCAAACGGUGCGGGAAAGCGAAAAGGAGCAGAAAGUGCACGAGGUUUUCGAGCAAGUUGCCAAAUCCUACGAUCUAAUGAACGAUGCCAUGUCCAUGGGCAUUCACCGGCUAUGGAAGGACAUCUUUGUGGAGCGUCUGGGACCCACGCACGGCAUGAAGCUGCUGGAUAUGGCUGGCGGGACAGGAGACAUAUCUUUUAGGUACCUGAAGUAUCUCGCCAAUCAACCCAAUCCCACGAAGAGAAUCAGCCAUGUAACCGUGUCGGAUAUCAACCAGCACAUGUUGGACGUGGGCGAGGAGCGGGCCAGGAGACUGGGCCUGACCAGCGACAGGUUGCCUAACUCCUCAGUGGCCUGGAAGUGUGCUGAUGCCGAGAAACUGCCCUUCCAGGACGAGAGUUUCAAUGCCUAUACAAUAGCCUUCGGUAUAAGAAACUGCACGCAUGUGGAUAAGGUUCUAUCUGAGGCCUAUCGUGUGCUCCAGCCGGGCGGUCGUUUCAUGUGCCUGGAGUUCAGCCACCUGACGAAUGAGACCAUGCAGUGGCUAUACGAUCAGUACUCCUUCCAGGUGAUCCCGCCCAUGGGGCAGCUGCUGGCGGGCCAGUGGCAGGCCUACCAGUAUCUGGUGGAGAGCAUACGACGUUUCCCCAAGCAGGAGCAGUUCAAGCAGAUGAUCCAGCAGGCGGGAUUCGACCAUGUGAGCUACGAGAACCUCACCUUCGGCGUCGUAUCCAUACACUCUGGCUUCAAGCUGUGAGACUUACAGCGAUGAUUGUUUUUUUUUCUGUUUUUUACAUUUAUAUAUUUUGAUAUGCUGAUCACGUGGAACAGCUCAUAAAGCAUCGAAUUGUACAAG